CCGGGUUCGGGUCCGGCGUACAUGGAAGCCAACAGCAAUACCGGCUAAUUAAUAUCCAGGAAGUUUAUUAAGUGACAAGAAGGCAAUAGGUGGAAACGGAGCUAAUAAUAGCGACAUUUUACAGCUAGAAGAUGCCUGCUGCAUACACUUAUACAGAAGUUGAACAUGAAAAAAAGCCAAAGCAUGCUGUGUUCGGACGAAGCAAAGAUUCAAUGACCAGCCAGCCUCCCCCUUAUGAGGACAUAACUUCAACUGCAGUCAACUUCAUACCUGAGAAAAAUGCAAUUAGGCCGAGACAAAGAGUAAACAGUGGUGAUGUGGCCUGUAAUAUAGGAAAUAGUCCGGAUGAGGAUAAGACACCCUCGCAAGAUUUCAACCUGUUCUCCGGAUUCAUUCAAGCUCACAGCUUAUUGACAGACUUCUACAGAUCCAGGAAAAGCAGAAUUUGUCGGGGAUUUUACGCCAUUCUAGCGAUAGCCUAUUUGUCGUAUUUCGUUGCGGCGAUGGUCCUGUGUAAGACCGAAGGUUUUCGUGACCCGACCCCACUUAUAGCCUUGACCUGUGUUGGUGUGGUAAUCAUCGCUUUGUGGUUCAUUGGCGAUAAGUUCGGGAGAGAGAUACAGACGAGAGUAAUUCAGCCAACGGAAAGAUUCAUGAACGACAGAAAAAGGGUCAUCAAGAUCAUCAAAGUAUUAAUGGUGAUGUGUGUGAUGGCAGCCAUUUUAGUGAUUGUUGGGACAUCUCUAUGGGUACGACCAGAAAAUGCUAUUUCCCUCAUAGGAAUUAUUGUCUUCAUAUUGGCCAUGUGGCUCUGUUCAGCACAUCCUACCAAGGUAAACUGGAGACCUGUGGCUGGUGGACUAGUGUUACAGUUUUUCUUUGCCUCUCUGAUUCUCAAGCUGAGUGUGGGAUACACUGCAUUCAAAUUUCUUGGAGACCAAAUACAGACCUUUCUUAGCUUUACAAACGAUGGAACACAGUUUGUAUUUGGGGAAAAAUACACAGAUCAUUUCUUUGCUAUGAAGGUUUUGCCAGUUAUCGUUUUCUUCAGCUGUGCCAUCUCUGUGCUGUACUAUUUGGGAGUUAUGCAAGUGGUCAUUGGCAAAAUUGCCUGGAUUAUGAGGGUAACCCUAGGAACGACUGCAGCCGAGUCUUUGUGUGCCGCAGGAAACAUCUUUGUUGGUCUGACCGAGGCUCCCAUCCUGAUCCGCCCCUACCUCGGCCUGAUGACAAAGUCAGAACUACAUGCUGUGACAACUUGUGGGUUUGGUACCAUAGCUGGAGUAGUGCUGGCAGCUUAUAUAGAGUUUGGGGUACCUGCUGAGCACCUGCUUUGUGCAUCUGUAAUGAAUGCUCCGUGUGCACUGGCUAUUUCCAAACUCCUGUACCCAGAGACGGAAGAAAGCAAGCUGAAGGUUUUACCUACCGGUCGAUUAGAACCUACACCAGAAGGGAUUGAAGAAGGCCUAGAGACUGUUGCCUGUAUAAAAUCUGAACUACCAAAGGAGAAGAAUGUGAUCGAGGCUGCAUUAGGUGGAGCCUCUGCUUCAAUCAAACAAGUAGCCAACAUUGCCGCCUACCUCAUCGCUUUCCUCGCCAUGCUUUCCUGUGUGAACGCCAUACUUUCCUGGUUUGGUAGUUUUGUUGGCAUCUCCGAUCUCUCCUUCCAGAUGAUCUGUUCAUACCUGCUGAUGCCGGUGGCGUAUCUGAUGGGAGUGGACUGGAGCGAUGCCAAUGUGGUCGGAGGACUGAUCGGGAUCAAAACGUUCCUGAAUGAGUUUAUUGCCUACAGUGAACUGUCUACAUACAUCAAAGCCAGAGAACAGUGUCUGGACGGCCCGGUUAUGUCUGUGAGAUCGGAGGUGAUCGCGACUUAUGCUCUGUGUGGAUUCUCAAACCUUGGGGCCAUAGGUGUCAUGUUGGGAGCUCUGGGUCCCAUGGCCCCGAACCGUAAAGGAGAUUUGUCUACUUUGGUGAUGCGUGCUCUCCUUGGUGGUAUCGUCACCUGUCUUCUCACUGCCUCAGUUGCAGGUUUGUUGGUGACAGAGUUCCCUGCCCCUCCUUCCUGUCUGAUGCAGAAUGUUACAUCUUUGAUCCUCUCGGGGAACACCACUGCCGAAACCGUGCUCAAUGCUGUGCUGAUGGGAUUAACAGAUAUCUACAACACAUCGCUCCCAACUUGAUAACACUUCUUUAGGCCUAUGUCAUAUGCAUUUUCAUAAUGUUAAGUAAGAUCAUUUAGGUUUUUUCAUUGUGUUUGAAUUUUGUGAAUUCUUUUAAAGACUAUCUUUGUCUAUGUUUAUAGAUUUAAAUAUUCCCGCGUUUCGCUUAGUAAAGCGGGAAUAAUUUGUCUCUGUCGGCACGUAAAUGCAGGUGUUGCACGUGCCUUGACGUCACAGUGGUUCACGUGUAUCGGGUAUACAGUGUGCGUGUCAUUCCUAGCCGCCACGCCGUACUGUACGGUUAUGUCAUAUAAUUAAGCCAGUUAUACUGUCCCCACAUCAUGACGACUUCUACAGAAGAUUUUAUUACCGCCCGUGUGAAAGCGGCAGUGGAGGCCUCUCAGGAAGAGAUUGUUUCAAAAAUGAGUUCCGUCAUUUCGCACAAGCUGGACAGUUUCGAACAUAGAAUGAGUGACUGUUCCGAGGCCCAUUUUUCCAAGUUACAGCAAAAUAUUUUAUGUGGGGAGCCACACAAAUUUUCCAGGAAAAGCUGUGAAGAUCAGCACAAAUUCAAUGUGAAAGUUCGAGCCAAGUUAAUGGAGGCGGAACAUUUAUCCACGACGGAACCACUAGCGUCGAAGGCUAAAAUUUUGGAAGGUAUUGGCCUAAUAGACUAUAGACAGAAACUUGUUAAACUAGCCGACACUUCAGAUUGUGGAUGGAAAGCUGUUGACGAAUAUAUUGCGAAUCCUAUCGCUUCCGAUUCGGACGAUGAGCGCAAGAUGGAUCGCGCCAGAGCCAGGGCCAACAGAAAGGCCAAGGAUUCAAAACUAAAAGCCAAUAAGGGAAGAGGUCGUUACACCCCUUAUAGCGACCAACGUCUUCGAUCCAAUAAUGCCACAGGGAAUACCCAGGACGGUUUCAGAGGAGGUCCCCAAAGGAGUGCUAUUAGCAGGCCGGGGAGCUGUUUUGCCUGUGGGAAGUUCGGACACUGGCGUGUCGAUUGUCCUGCCCUGGCGGGAGGAACAGUGACGUCUGGCAGUAUUAAGAUAAGUAAUAUUUGGUUUACUAAACAUGUACAUAUCGUAAAUGACGAUCAAGGCCGUAAGACAGACGACUCUUUAUUGAUAGGUAAGAGUAUCAUUCAGUCAAUGACGGACCAGUUAGGCGUCGCAAAUGAUUCAGGUCCUGAAGCUUAUCGUAGCAGCGCAAAUGAUAGUUUUUCACAAACUUCACCUGUUGGCAGGUUGAAAGCUUGUUUUGAUUUUUGGGAGAGCACAGGCGCAUGUGACGCUGUAUUAUCAGUUGUGAAGGAUGGUUACAAGAUUCCUUUUCGUGAAAUUCCUCCUUCUGUUGUGUUAAUGAAUAAUAAGUCUUCACGGGAUAAUAUCCCUUUCGUACAAGGUGAAAUUGAAAAAUUGGUCAAAUUGGGCUGUGUUUCAGAGGUUUCAUAUGUACCUUUCGUUGUCAAUCCUCUAACAGUGUCGGGUAAGCCACGCCUCGUUCUAGAUUGUCGGCAUAUCAAUCUCUAUUUGCAUAAGUUCAAGGUCAAAUUCGAGGACGGUAAAGUCGCUAGAGAUAUUUUUCAACAGGGCGAUUUCUUGUUCACUUUCGACCUAAAAUCGGCCUACCACCACAUUGAAAUUUUUGCUGAUCACAGGAAGUUUCUUGGUUUUCAUUACAUUUUUGAUAGCGUUACCCGUUAUUUUGUGUUCAAUGUGUUGCCUUUUGGAAUAGCCACGGCCGGCUAUAUAUUCACAAAGGUUCUCCGCGAGGUAGUGAAGCACGUGCGUGGUAGGGGUUACAAAUUGAUCAUGUACCUUGAUGAUGGUAUGGGCGGAGACGCCUCUGAAGGCGGCACUAGAGAUGCCAGCGCAUUUGUUAUGGUUUGUUAUUUGUUACAUUCCCUUUGGAGGGACAUGUUAGUAUGGGUGAUGCCCCAUGUUUCUGUUUGCCUUUGGAGGAUUUGUCAAAUGAGGUCAGGGCCCCUUUGGAGGGGACUUGUGAAAAAUCAAGUGUUAUAACGAGCACUUGGAGUGAGGAUGAAAGGGUACGUAGCUCAACCUGGAGGGAGCUUGAAGGUAUGAAGCGCGUCCUGUUUAGCGCUGUUGAUGAUAUAAAAAGUCAGCACGUAAGACUGGUUACUGACAAUAAGAAUGUAGCCUCCAUUCUUAAGGUAGGUAGUAGAAAACCCGAUCUUCAAGCAGUAGCUUGUGAGGUAGUGGAUUUUUGUGAGAAUCACGGUGUAAGUAUCAGUACUCAAUGGAUACCCAGACAGUUGAACAAAACUGCAGAUUGUUUGAGCAGAUGUACGGAUGCCGACGAUUGGUCGGUUCAAAGGUGGGUUUUUGAUUUUUGUGAAGUGUUAUUGGGGCAGCACGAUGUAGAUAGAUUUUCUGCAGAUUAUAACACAAUGUGUGACAGAUUUAACUCGCGUUUUUGGUGCACGGGUACUGAAGCGGUAGAUUGUCUCACUGUAUCAUGGGGUCGGCUAAACAACUGGAUAGUACCUCCCCCCAGGUUAAUAUGUAAGGUCAUUGAAAAGAUGUCAAAGGAACAGUGCCGUGGUACUCUGAUAGCCCCUGUUUGGAGGUCUGCUCCAUUUUGGCUUUUUCUGUGUUUAAGCGAGAAUAGAUUCGACAGUUUUGUCGUGGAUAACCGAGUAUUGUCGAAUAAGAAUGUUACAAAAAAGGGUAGGGGUAAAAACGGCGUUUUUGGCAGAACCGUUUUACCCUUUGACAUGAUCGCAUUGCGUUUAGUUUUCUAAACCGGGUUAUUUUUCACACACGUAUAUAUAUUUGUUAUUUGUUUACAAGGCAUAGGAUUAUAUACCACAAUCGACCAAGCGAUUAAGGACUCGGGCGUUGUAGAAGGUUCUUCACUGCAUAAACACGUCGUCGGUUUAAAGAGCAGGAUACUUCAGUGCAAGAGUGACAGCACGAACUAUAAAUACUUCGGUGCUUUUAAACGAUGGGAGCGUUUCAUAACAGCGCAGGGAUUUCCGGCAGUACCAGCCAAUUCCAUACACAUAUGUUUGUACCUGAACAGCUUAUUAACUAAAGGAUCCUCAUUUGCAGUGGUUUCUUCGGCAGUGUAUGCUAUCAAGUGGGCUCAUAGCUUGAACGGAUUGUCGGAUCCAACAACAAACAUUUUUGUAAAAAAUCUUUUAGAAGCUUCAAAACGCAUAGCGAAGAAACCUGUGUGUAAAAAGGACUCUGUUACCAGUGGCAUUUUGAUUAGGCUUUGUGACAUUUUUUCAGAAUCUAGCGACUUGUUAGUUGUCAGGGAUUUAACCAUGAUUUUGCUUAGCUUUUCAGGAUUUUUGCGCUAUAACGAGCUCAGCAAUUUGCAUUGUUCAGAUGUUAAGCUAUCGGAGAGCUAUUUCACACUUGUAGUCCGUAAGAGUAAAACGGACCAAUAUCGGUUCGGCAGUGAGAUUGUUAUCAGUAAGGGUGAAACUACGGCGUGUCCGUACGCCAUGUUGAUGAGAUAUAUUCGUAUAGCUCGCACUGACAUCGAGUCAGAUGAUUUCUUGUUUAAACCAAUUUACAGAUCGGGCGCAGUUUGUGGUUUGAUUCACAAAAAUAAACCGCUCAGUUACACGGGAGCUAAGGAAGCUAUCCUGAAACGGCUGAAUUUGGUUUCGGAGGGAAAGAAUUUCGGUUUACAUUCUUUGAGAUCAGGAGGGGCCAGCAUGGCGGCCAACAAUGGCGUUAAUGAUCGCUGUUUUAAGCGCCACGGGCGUUGGCGUAGUGAGUCUAGCAAGGACGGAUACAUCGCUGAUUCUAUCGAGAGACGGUUAAAUGUGACGCAAAAAUUAGGUAUCUGAAAUCAAAAUAUAUACAGGCAGUUAAACGUGACGCCUAAUGUUUUAUACAUCGCGUGUGUUGUAUACGACGUAUUCACUUAGUUAUUUAGGAUAACUAUACACGUUUGAUAUAUAUAUUUUUUUUCUACUCGUACUUUCCCCUUUCUUUGUGAUUCCUAUACACGGCGGGCUAGUCGGCAAAUGGAAUUUGCGUGUUUGGUGUUGUAUUAGUAUAGAGGAGACUUAAAUAUUCCCGCGUUUCGCUUAGUAAAGCGGGAAUAAUUUGUCUCUGUCGGCACGUAAAUGCAGGUGUUGCACGUGCCUUGACGUCACAGUGGUUCACGUGUAUCGAGUAUACAGUGUGCGUGUCAUUCCUAGCCGCCGCGCCGUACUGUACGGUUAUGUCAUAUAAUUUUUCUGUGUAGUUAUAUGAUUUCUAGUGUCAAUGCUGUCACAGUAGUUCAUAUUUGUCUGGCCUAUAAAUCCAGCAUAUGAAAUCUUAAGCAUUGAGGGCUGGUGCACCUCCUGCUCUCCCGUAAGACAGGAGUUUCAGGUUGGGUGGCUCGCUUGAUUUUACAUAGGCCAUAUAGGGUUAAAAGUUCAGGCUAAUUUUAGGUCAAUGUUAUCAUAGGGAUGAUUUCGGUGUUCCUUUAGAUUUGGCUAUUCAUUUCGCAUCAAUGUAUUUGUAUCAUAUGAAAUUGGCAUGAAUUUUGCUUUUCUGAAUAAAUUCCGGCUUCCUAUACACGGCGGGCUAGUCGGCAAAUGGAA
This is a messenger RNA of Pecten maximus, 6738 nucleotides long. RefSeq names its product sodium/nucleoside cotransporter 1-like. Gene Ontology annotation, molecular function: nucleoside:sodium symporter activity. Gene Ontology annotation, cellular component: membrane. Gene Ontology annotation, biological process: nucleoside transmembrane transport. Lineage: Eukaryota; Metazoa; Mollusca; Bivalvia; Pectinida; Pectinidae. The record is from RefSeq and is a predicted model, not a curated record.